Messenger RNA from Microtus ochrogaster (prairie vole), 2791 nucleotides. RefSeq names its product UDP-GlcNAc:betaGal beta-1,3-N-acetylglucosaminyltransferase 7 (gene B3gnt7). Lineage: Eukaryota; Metazoa; Chordata; Mammalia; Rodentia; Cricetidae. Gene Ontology annotation, biological process: poly-N-acetyllactosamine biosynthetic process; protein O-linked glycosylation. Gene Ontology annotation, cellular component: Golgi membrane. The record is from RefSeq and is a predicted model, not a curated record. Gene Ontology annotation, molecular function: hexosyltransferase activity; UDP-glycosyltransferase activity.
CCGGUGGGCGUGAAGGUGGGCGGCGUCCGGCGUCCCCACGUGUCCUGGAGAGGAGAAGCAGGCGACCCGUGAAGGGCCAGCGGGGAAGUCACCGCCUCAGGAUGUCGGCGAUCCUCAAAGUUUCUGAGAUUCCGUCUCUCCCCCUCGCGAUCCUGCGGGGCGUGCCUCUGAAGUGACCUGGGCUGAGCGUCCCCACGGUGAGCCGGGGCGCGAAGGGUUAACGUACCUGGGCCGCCACCCCUGCGGCCCCGCCUCCAGCCGGGAAAAGAAAGUCUCAACGGGGGCGCUGCCCGGCCCGGUCCCGCUGUCUCCAGCCACGGCGCUCAGAGCUGUGAUCCGUGCGCUCCGCUCAGCCAUCCUGGACCGGGCGGCCAUGUCUAUGUGGAAGAAAACCCUCUACCGGAGCGUGUGCCUGGCUCUGGCCCUCCUAUUGGCUAUCACCGUUUUCCAGCGCAGUGUGACCCCUGGCCAGUUUCUUGAGGAUCCUCUCCCACCCACACUGGAGCCACCCAAAACUGGAAAUGGGGUCAAUUCCAACAGCUUCUGGAAGAGCUCAAAGGAUACAGCGGCUCCCUCCCCCGUAGCCCCUCGGGGACCCCAAACCUGGGAUGUGAUUAGCUCUAACUGUUCCGCCAAUGACAACCUGACCCAUCAGCCCUGGUUCCAGGGUCUCGAGCCGCACUUCCGGCAGUUUCUGGCCUAUCGCCACUGCCGCUUUUUCCCCAUGUUGCUGAACCACCCGGAGAAGUGCAAAGGCGAUGUCUACCUGUUGGUGGUCAUCAAGUCAGUCAUCACGCAGCACGACCGCCGGGAGGUCAUCCGUCAGACCUGGGGUCGGGAGUCCGAGUCAGCAGGUCCGGGCAGGGGUGCUGUGCGUACCCUCUUCCUGCUGGGCACAGCCUCCAAGCAAGAGGAACGGACUCACUAUCAGCAGCUGCUGGCCUAUGAGGACCGCCUCUACGGUGACAUUUUACAGUGGGACUUCCUUGACAGCUUCUUCAACCUGACGCUCAAGGAGAUCCAUUUCCUUAAGUGGCUUGACAUUUAUUGUCCCAAUGUCCCCUUCAUCUUCAAAGGGGACGAUGACGUCUUCGUCAACCCCACCAACCUGCUCGAGUUUCUGUCUGACCGCCAGCCCCAGGAAAACCUAUUUGUAGGUGAUGUCCUGAAGCAUGCUCGGCCCAUCCGCAGAAAAGAGAACAAAUAUUACAUCCCCACCGUCAUGUACAGCAAGGCCACCUACCCACCCUAUGCUGGCGGAGGGGGUUUCCUCAUGUCUGGCGUUCUGGCUCGGCAUCUCCACCAUGCCUGUGACGCAGUGGAGCUCUUCCCGAUUGAUGACGUCUUCCUGGGCAUGUGUCUGGAGGUGCUGGGGGUGCAACCGACCGGCCACGAGGGCUUCAAGACCUUUGGCAUCUCUCGGGUCCGAAGCAGCCGGAUGAACAAGGAGCCCUGCUUCUACCGUGCCAUGAUUGUGGUGCACAAGCUGCUACCUCCCGAGCUGCUGGCCAUGUGGGACCUGGUGCACAGCAAUCUCACCUGUUCCCUCAAGUUCCAGGUGCUCUGAUCUGGCUGGGACGCCAGCGCAUUUGCCCUCAAGUCCUUGGGGGUCCUGGGGCUGGAGCUACAGUACAUGGCAUAGUCUUUGGUCCCGUGUGGGAGAGGUGAAGGAAGGGUCUGGGCCUUCUGUGCCCCUGGGUGUGGUGUGGUACCGAGAGCCAGAGAGGAACUUCCUUGACCAAAGGUCAUCUGAGGACCUGGAUCCCUCCUAGCCUAGGCCUGUAGCCUGGCCCCUCUAUCCUGGUAGGAGACCCUGGUGGCCUCUGCAGGGACAUUUGCUCAGGUACCUGGGUUAGGCCUGGCCCCCGUGGGUCUGUGGCUGCCUCUUGUCAUCACAGGGAAAUCUCUUCCUGUGAAGUACCCCGGCUCCCUGAGGGCCGGGCAGCAUCUGUGGGAGCUCCACCCUGUGCUGGUCCACAGGUGUCCCCUGGUCCACACCCCUGGGUCUCCCUUUCAGCACAGCCCCAGGCUUGCCUGGAGUCUGCUCCAAACGUGACUCCUGGCUCUGUCUCCUGUCCAGAAGCCUGCCUGAUUGGCCACUCUGACUACCUCAGCAUGCCUCUAAACCUCAGUGUGGGCUCCAGCCCCACCCUCCACCCCGACAGGGGGCCAAAGAGCAGUGCUCCUGACCCCCCCCAAGGCACAGUGAUACCUGACCACAGCCCAAGCCAGGUCUCACCCUUGCACCUCACUGAUACUGACUUCCUGGCCAGAAACUGGCCUGUUUGGCCUUACACGUUGACAUUCUUCUAUUACUGUGAAGUUGUAUUUAUGAGGAAUUGGAAGGAGAUCAUUCCAGGCCUUGGGAGGUGGUAGAACCCCCCCCCCCCCAGUCUCUUUCUACACUCCCCUUCAGCAGUCUUGUUCACCGCCUACACCUCUACCAUUUACCCCUUGUCUUUCUGUCCCACUCUGAGCUCUCCCCACUGACGGCCCCUGCUUGUCUGGGGCCUGCACAGAUUACCUUUCCUGUGAAAGAUUGCCACCUCCCACCUCGGACUGGGGUUACCUGGGAAAGAUGGAGGCAUCAUUAGUUUCUCAAUAAAACUGGACUGGUUGCUGAAGGUGUCUGAGCUAGUUGGUUCCUUGGUCUUGGCUAAAAGGUGUUUAAGACCUCUAGAGGGACCCUAGAGGAAGGGGGGCUGCUGAUGAGGGAAGCCUGCACUCUUCGGGGGACCAGUGGAUGGCAGAGGCCUUGGUGUAGGUUUAGAUUUGCCAAGGUCAAGGCAAG